AUGGUACGUGAUACAAUGGAAUCCAAAGGAGAUUUUAUUAUUCGAGCGAUUAAUGCAUUUCCAGUGAACCCAAAGAUUGAACAGAAGAAAAAACUUGCACGACGUCGUUCAAUCAUUCGAGAAUUUAGCCUGAACACAUCGAUGCAUGGCGUUCCAGGUAUUGCUCGAAGUGAAAGUGUACAAAAUCGAAUUUUUUGGACGGUUGCAUUUCUAAUAUUCGCUGGUAUUAUGUUCUUCUUCGUUAUUCAAGCAAUCCUUGCAUAUUUUCAGUAUCCAACACAAACAUCCGUGAGUAUUAUCAGUGAUCGGCAACAAUAUUUUCCCGCUUUAACUUUUUGCAACGCCGGUGCUCUUAGAUACGAUACGUUUCAAAAACUACUUUUGAAUUAUACCGAAAGUAUGAACUUAACAUCUGCAGCUAGUACGAGCGCUUUCUCUUCGGUUCAAGCUAAUAUCAUCAAAGUUUAUUUACCGAUUCUUAUCAACCAAGGUGUAUCCUUAGAUCCAUAUAUGUUUUCGUUGGAUGCACUUAUGAUGGACUGUCAAUUCGGUCAAGUUCAAUGUUCAGCUGAAGAUUUUAUAUCGUUUUAUUCAUCAGCUUACGGACGAUGUUAUACAUUCAAUGCCAAAACUAAAAACAACACUUUGUAUUAUAAUUACAUGAGUAGCGAUGUAACUACACUAACAUUGCGUCUCUAUUUAUACGAUCAUCUAUAUGUAUCAUACUUAAUAGAAGGCGUUGGUAUGACGGCAAUGGUGCAUGACAAUAAACAAUUACCACUUAUCGAACGAGCCGGAAUGACUUUAGCUCCUGGUUUUAAACAUCAGAUGACAUUCACAAAGAAAACGGUAUAUUCUUUACCAUCACCUUACUCGUCGUGUACCAAUGAAAUACCUCUGGCGAUGAAAAUCAUGUUCGAUCAAUACGAAGGAGCCGAUUAUCGUUAUUCCGAAGAUAUUUGUUAUAUCCUGUGUGCACAAGCGUAUAUUUACGAGCAAUGUGGAUGUGUCUUUCCUGGCCAGUGGAAUGCUCGAUCUAUAGUUUUACCAGGCUCGAAUCAAAUCAUUGUGGCACCUUUGUGUAAUUCGACCGAUUAUUGCUUUGCAAUAGCAAUGAAUAAUUUUGAUGCAACACCAUCUAUUCAGGAAAAGUAUUGUUCUGGUUGUUCACAACAAUGUUCAAUCACAAAUUUUAUUGUGAAAUCAUCCAUAAUGACGACACCACCGGAAUGGAUUAUAGGCGAUAUUAAAGCAUUUGUCGAGAACUCAUCGCUUCCUUUAGCCAGUGAUUGGUCGACUAAUUGGCGAGAACAUAUUCACGCAAGUUAUGUUUCGUUAGCGGUAUCAGGUGAAUCGACUCUCGUCGAGAACUAUACAGAAGUAGCCACACUUGGAUUUGUCGACGUCAUUUCAAAUGUCGGAGGACAGACGGGUUUGUGGAUUGGAAUUAGUUUUCUAUCGUUAGUGGAAGUUCUAGAAAUGUUAUAUCGACUCGUGCGGUAUCACGUUUAUCUUGUUCGGAGAGGUCUAAAGACAAAUCAGCCGAACACUCCAAAACCUGACUAUGACAUAGAAUCAGUUCAAGUGAAGAGUUAG
Messenger RNA from Adineta ricciae, 1596 nucleotides. The record is from the annotation of a GenBank genome assembly. Lineage: Eukaryota; Metazoa; Rotifera; Eurotatoria; Adinetida; Adinetidae.